UGAGUGAGAAGAGAAGAAAAGCAUCAUAGCUGACCCUUGGAUUAAACGCAGAGCUUCUAGAUUUGUGACCUGUGUAAUUGCCAUGGCCUGGCAGGUCUACACCAAGCUCUGUUGUUGUUAUCCCCCGGCAUCUGCACCAAGUGAGGUAUGUCCCAUAUAUUGGGGUGUGUUCGUGUGCUGAGACUGCCUCCAGCAGAUCAAUUCUCUCUCAGAAUAUGGAACAGAAGCCACCUUUGCACUUGACAGCUGGAAGGAGACUGAUUCCACAACGAUGCAGCCCCCGUUUCAGAAUGAGGACCGAGACCUGCAAGCAGCUGUAGCAAGAGCCCGUCCCCAGCUCAUGGAGCUCCUCGCUCACUGUCCCGACUGGCUGCUCACCACCUCCCAGCACUUCAUCCCCGAGGCAGCCCUGGGCAGCCUGGGUGCCAUCACCAACCCCAGACAUAAAAUCUCACUGCUCCUUGAGCUGCUGGAGGAGGCUGGUCCUGCUGCCUGGAGCCACUUUGCACAGUCUGUCUGCAUGGAAUGUGACCUGCCCCUGGAUCUGGAGGUCCUGCUCAUGAGCUCUGUGGGCGAAGGUAACUUCAGCCAGACAGAAGAAGCAGACACAGAUAUGAGAGCUCGAUCACCUGUGCCAAAAGGGUCUGCUCGCCGUCACCGUUGCAGCAGCUCUGGGAGUGACAAGGAUGCCAAACAGCAACGAUUGGAUUCAUCUGUGAAGUACCAGCAUCUCCUCAUCAACUCUAUCCUCCAGAGAUACGGAAGCAGGAGAGAAGCAGGAGCAGAAGAACAAACACAGCCACUGCCUUUUAACCAAACCUUUGUCAACGUUGUCAUCCGUCAGAGCAAAGCCCCCAGGUUGUUUAAAGAGAGAGCAGAGAGACCCCGGGGGGACAUGGCAGGUGCUCCUGAGCCAGAGGAAUGUGCAGACACAGCCGUGAAAGUGUCAGAUCUGCUUUGUAGCGAGGCCCCAUCGCACACGACAAAGGUGGUCUUUUUGUUUGGCAAACCAGGCACAGGCAAGACCAGGCUGAUGCACAGGAUUUGUCAGAAAUGGGCAGAAGGUGUCCUACCUCAGUUUCUCUUCACUUUCCUGUUUGAGUUUCGGCAGCUGAAUUUGUUAAAAAGAAAAUUGACGCUGAAGGAGCUUUUGUUUGACAUGUUCCUUCGGCCAGAGGACAGCCCUGAUGCAGUGUUCCAGGGCCUCCUGGAGAGUGCCCAGCAGACUCUGAUCAUCUUUGAUGGGCUGGAUGAGUUUGCAGCUAACAUGGAUGUGUCAUCCUCCUCUAAGGGAGGCCCAGCUCUUACCUGCCCUGUGUCCAUAUCCCAGCUCUUUGCAGACCUCUGUCAUGGGAAGCUCCUGCCUGGUUGCACAGUGUUGGUCACCAGCCGACCUAAGAGGCUACCUGGAUUUUUAUUGUAUACAGUAGGUGUGCUGGCAGAGAUUUGGGGAUUUGACCACGAGAAGGUUGAGGAAUAUGUUAGCCACUAUUUUUGUCAGCAUUCCUGCAGAGAACAAGCCAUUGCCCACGUGAAGAACAACACCAAACUCCUCAGCAUGUGCCUCAUCCCUGCUCUGUGUAACAUUGUGUGCAUCUGCUUGGAGUAUUUGCUCCUUAAACACCAGAUGAGCGUGGAGCUUCCUCAGACUAUGACACAGUUUUAUAUCAAGAUGUUUCUCAUCUUCCUAAACAAGCAGCAAGGAGACUGUGCAGGUGAUGAGGAGACUCAGCUGAACUGUAACAAAAAGGCCAUUUUGGGUCUGUUUGAUCUUGCACUGAGAGGCCUGGAAGAGAAGAAACUUGUAUUUUAUGUUGGUGAUAUUCCCGAGGACGUGAAGGAAUUUGCUUUGUUGCAUGGAUUGCUGACUGUCUUUGAGGUGAAGACGAGUGGCACUUGCCCAGAGGUUGGCUAUGCCUUUGUGCACCUGAGCUUGCAGGAGUUUUUUGCAGCACUGUGUCUCAUGGUGAGUAGGAGGGUGGACAAGAACCACUUGAAGAAGAAAUUCUUCCUGAAGUCGAAGUGGACUUCAAAAAAUGAGACAAAGACUGAGUUUAUGGAGAGUUUUCACAUAUUUCUCUCGGGUUUGUCGUCAAGAGAGUGUAGGACAUUUCUCAUGCUGCUGGCAGAGCAAGAUGAAGCUUGGGUGCAGGAAAAGCAGGAUGUGAUCCUGCAGUCUCUCAAGAAACUGGCAGCCACUCAUCUGUCAGGGCCUAAGGUCCUUGAGCUCUGCCACUGCACCUUUGAAACACAAAACCUCGAAAUAGCCCAGCACAUUGGGAACCUGCUGAAUUUCAAGUACGAGUUUAAAAACUUCAGACUGACAAUGCUGGACAUGUCGGCUUUGGUUUUUGUCAUAAACUCGGGCCAGGAUUUGAUUUGUUUGGAUUUUGCAGGAUGUCUUGUGGACACUGACUGUUUGGAGGUUCUGUCUGGCUGUAAAAAUGUGGAACACUUGAGCUUUCGUAGCAGGAGAUGUGGUGAUAACUUUGCUGCUGCUCUUUCAAAGGCCUUGCAAGGAAUGGGGACCCUGAAGAAACUUGAGCUGACAGGGGGGAGCAUCACAGCUGAGGGGAUGACCAGCUUGGUCCAGGCUGCAUCACAGUGCCUUCAGCUUGAGGAAAUAAACUUGCAGGGCAAUCGCAUACGGGACCCAGAAGUGAAGAGGGUGAUGGACCUGUUUUCCAAAAUGGAAAAGCUGAAGAAAGUAGACCUGAGCAACAACAGUCUUUCCUUGAAUGCUGUUCUCAGUUUGGCAAAGGAAGGCAUCGUGUGUCAAAAUGUUACUGAGCUGUGUGCCAGGGGGGACACCAUGAUUAUUUAUUUUUCUGGCGCCCCUGGGGAAGCUGAAAGAUCUUUGGAUUUGAAGUUGGAAGAGAAUAAAGAACCCAUAAUUCCAACUAGACAUGUGAAUUUAUGCUUGCAGGACCACAGGUUGUCUUCCCAACAUGCCAGGAUGAUUGUGGCCCUUCUCCAGAGCUGUCCCUGUCUCUCUGAAGUGGAUUUAUCAGGCAACAUGCUUGGAGAUGAAGGCUGCGGUUGUCUGGUGGAAAGCCUCCCCUGUAUAUCAAUUUCAAAGCAGCUGAAUCUCAGUCAAAACUGCCUCUCUGUCACUGGCAUUUGCAGCCUGUUGAAGUCAGUAAAUACCUGCCAGAAGGUGAUGGAGGUGCAGGUCAGCCUUUGUCAUGAUGCUGCAGUCCUGAGAUUUAGAGAAGACAGGGAGUUUGCUUCCCUUCCUCCUAGGGAAGAGCCUGUGUUGUCUACUGAUGACCAACAACAUGGGGAGGAAAACCAGACACCUACCACCUCCCAGAAAAUAAGACUGACAGACUGUGAUUUUCAAGCCAGUGACCUGAAGAAUUUGUGUGCAGUCCUGAAGGAAUGUGGCCACAUCUCUGAGCUGGACCUAUCACAUAAUUAUCUGGGAGAUGAGGGAUUGUUGCAGCUGUUUCAGUGCCUCCCAAAACUGAAAAUGUUGAGUUGUCUCAAGUUUAACAACAACCAGAUCUCCCUGAACUCCGUGUUUUUCUUAGCUCAGUCAUUAACUACGCUGGAACACAUUAAAACAAUGAGCCUCAGCUUAGGACUCACACAGGUGGUUCAUCUGACCUUUUGGGAAAGAGUCAGAAGUACCAGCAGAUGGAGAAGUGUUUCCCUGGCACAUCCCAAGGAGGAAGCCCAAGGACGGUGCUUUCGUCUCAGGGACUGCAAAUUGGGUCCAGAGGAUGUGACCAGGCUGUGCCAGAUACUGGCUCAAUGUCCCCAGCUGACAGAAAUCAAUCUGUCUAGAAAUUCAUUGAGUGACCAGAGCAUCAAGAGAUUACUGAGUUUUCUGCCAUCCCUCUGUCAUCUGACACUACUGAGUAUUAGGACAGACUCCUUGUCCCCACAUUGUGCUGCUUUACUCCUCAACUCCAUCAAUGUCUGUGAGCGGGUCAGAGUGGUGGAAGUCUGGUCAAGUGAAAAUGCCUUCUUGCAUUUAGGAGCAAGCAUGCGAAGCCAAAAGACAUCCUGCAGGCUGACAGGCUGUGCCCUCGGGCAGGGGCAGGUGGAGGAGCUCUGCAGCAUCCUGGAGCAGCACGGGUGGCUGGCAGAAGUCGAUCUCUCUAGGAAUCAGCUGGGAGAUGAAGGCCUGAGGUGCCUCUUGGACUACUUGCACCGAGUGCCCAGUAGCUGUUUCCUCAAUCUCAGCCAUAAUGGGAUUUCUCAGGAUGGAGUCCUGCAUCUUGUAAAUGCCUUUGUCACAUCCAGAAACACCACUGAAGUUCAAGUCAGUUUGUGCUCAAAAGCAACUUUAAUCAUCAAGCUGACAAGUGGAGAUGACCCAAGAAAGGGUCAAGAAAAGGUUUUGAGACUGGCAGAGUGCAACUUUCAGCCAGAGCACUUGGAAAGGUUGUUCUUGCUCCUGGAAAAGUGCACUUACCUGACGGAGUACAAGUCCUCAAAUAACAACAUGACAGUCCAAGCUGCAGAAAGACUUUUGCAUUCCCUGAGGAAAGAUCUGGGGCUGCUGAAAAUCAGCAUAGAAGAGCCAUGGGUGUGCCAAGAGAGAGUCAUGAACCUUCUGGAGCUGGCUGUCCAGACCUCUGGAAAUGUUACUGAGAUCACGAUAUGUAAAGAUAAAUCCCUCUUCCAAUUAGUCAUAAGAUUCCCAAGCUGCCUGGAGAAGACAGAAUCAGUCAUUAGCAGACUGAGUCUGUACAAGCCAGAAAUCAAGCACUCCUUCUGCCAAAGGCUUCGUGAAAAAUGUGCUCAGCUUCAGGAGCUGAGAUGGUCUCACGUGGAACUCCACGAGGAUGAAGCAGAAAUGCUAGUCAGGAUUUUGCUACCCCUUCCAGAGCUGAAGACAUUUGGGCUGACCUCUAGCAGUGUUGCAGCAACUGGAAUCAAUUAUUUGAUCUCAGGCUUGCAGAAUUGCCAGGCCAUUGAAGAACUCAACCUGGGCUACAUGGAGCUCAGCAGUGCUGCUGUCCCUGAGCUUGUGCUGGGGCUCUGUGGGAUGCCAUCCCUGAAAAGGCUGAUCUUGAACCACAACAGUAUUGGGAAUGACGGCUGCUCCAGACUCGCAGAAGCCUUGAGGAAAAUGCACAACAUGGAGGAAAUCAAUUUAAGCCACAACAAGAUUGGAGAUCCAGGCCUGAUAAAUCUUGCUGCUGUCCUGCUGGAAAUGCAAAACCUGAAGAAAAUCAACCUUUCAGGGAACUGUCCUAGUCCUGCUGGAGGGGAAAAGCUGAUGGAAGCUCUUGCCCAUUGCAGGCACAUCAAGGAGUUACUACUAUCGAGGAAUGGUUUUGGAGACAGGACAGCAGUGACUCUUGCCCUCUGUCUGCCUCGCAUGACCAACCUGAAGAUCCUGCACUUCCAGAACAAUAACAUUGGGCAGGCAGGAGGGCUGGAGCUGGCCAGAGCCCUGGUGGUGUGUGAGCUGCUGGAAGAGAUCAGUUUAUCAGAAAACAGCCUUGGGGAACAGAGUAUCCAUGCCCUGUCCAAGGGGCUGCCAUGCUUCCGACACCUCCGGAGGAUGGACUUGAAAUUCUGUGGAAUCACUGACCGUGCUUCAAAAUCCCUCUGUCUCGGCUUCCGACAGUGCCCUUCCAUGGAGGAGAUCAUACUGUCUUGGAAUGCCCUUGGAGAUGGAGGAGCCCAAGAGCUGGCCAUUGCUCUCCCAAAGAUGGAAAAGCUGAAGGUGUUAGACCUGGAGAAAAAUCGUGUUGGAGCCUGUGGGGCCACAAAGCUCGCGGAGGAACUUGCCAAGUGCCCAGAAAUUCAGUUCCUAAGGCUGUGGGACAACCCAGUGCCCAAGGGCCUUGCUGAGAGGUUGACAAGCCAAGACCCAAGACUGUGUUUCUCCUUCAGCUAGAAAAGAUCCUUUGCCUAACUAGGAGCUGCUCUCCAUUUCCCACUGCCCUCAAAACUGCACUGGAGAACCCAGGAACUCAAAGUUCCUACAACUGAAUACUGUAACUAUUGGGUCUUUCUUUGCUACAUCGAACAAAGUGUGGACACUGACAUUAUUUUUGUUUGGUUUGGUUUUUUUUUGUUUGGUUUGUUUUUGUUAAAGUUUUUUUGUUUGUUUUGU
Pseudopodoces humilis (Tibetan ground-tit) is the source of this 6079-nucleotide messenger RNA. RefSeq names its product NLR family CARD domain containing 5 (gene NLRC5). NCBI's taxonomy places the organism in Eukaryota, Metazoa, Chordata, Aves, Passeriformes, Paridae. The record is from RefSeq and is a predicted model, not a curated record. Gene Ontology annotation, molecular function: protein binding. Gene Ontology annotation, biological process: positive regulation of MHC class II biosynthetic process; positive regulation of transcription by RNA polymerase II; positive regulation of MHC class I biosynthetic process.